GUUAGUCCGUCGAACCAAGUGCCGAAAAACGAAACCCCAAACGAGAUGUUCAAGCUAACGAUGCUGAUGGGCCUGGCCCUCAUCCUGGCUCCUUCAACGAUCCAGGCCAAAUCCCUGUGUCGCAGCAGCGGCUACUUCGCCCAAGUGGAUAACACACCCAACUUCUACGCCUGCCAGUCCACCGGCAACGGUGGCUACUCCAUGCGCUUCCUGCGCUGUCCCGCUGGUCUGAUCUUCAGCUCCUCGCUGGCCCAGUGCGUCCAGUCCAUUUCCGCGUUUGAGGCUCGUGACGAUAGCAACAUCGAGAACCCCACCAUUCCGCCAAACAGCCUGGAUGCUAGCACUGAGAGCACCGAGAGCCCUGAGAGCACGGCGGCUACUUCCACCACAGAGAAACCAGCCACUGAGGCACCUGGCACCACCGAGGAACCAGCUACUGAUGCUCCUGGCUCCACUGAGAAACCCGCCACCGACGCUCCUGGAACCACUGAGAAACCCGUCACCGGCGCUCCUGGAACCACUGAGGAACCCGCUACCGGCGCUCCUGGAACCACUGAGAAACCCGCUACCGGCGCUCCUGGAACCACUGAGGAACCCGCUACCGGCGCUCCUGGAACCACUGAGAAACCCGCUACCGGCGCUCCUGGCACCACGGAAAAACCUGCUACUGAUGCUCCGGGAACCACCGGUGCACCAGCCACCGAUGCACCUGGCACCACGCAAAAACCAGCCACCGAUGCUCCUGGCACCACAGAAAAACCCACAACCGACGAGCCGACCACCGAUGAGACCAGCAGCGAUGAGCCCAAUACCGAGACCACUGAAAGCGGCGACGUGACCACCAGCGAUGACGCGGAAACCACCGAAGAGGACAAUGUGUGCGCCACCACCGGAAUGUUCCCCACGAACAGCUGCACCCACUUCAUCAUCUGCAGCUACGCCGACGGGGACGAGCUGAAGGGCUACACCAAGAAGUGUCCUGGCGAGAUGCAGUUCGAUCCCUUCAACAGCGUUUGCUCCGCAGAUUAUGACUGCACUGCAAUGAAGUAA
This is a messenger RNA of Drosophila erecta, 1050 nucleotides long. Its product is annotated as protein PBMUCL2. Gene Ontology annotation, biological process: extracellular matrix organization. Lineage: Eukaryota; Metazoa; Arthropoda; Insecta; Diptera; Drosophilidae. Gene Ontology annotation, molecular function: chitin binding. The transcript has a single exon. The record is from RefSeq and is a predicted model, not a curated record. Gene Ontology annotation, cellular component: extracellular matrix; extracellular region. The coding region runs from base 46 to 1050 and encodes 334 amino acids.